This is a messenger RNA of Erythranthe guttata (spotted monkey flower), 1064 nucleotides long. Lineage: Eukaryota; Viridiplantae; Streptophyta; Magnoliopsida; Lamiales; Phrymaceae. The record is from RefSeq and is a predicted model, not a curated record.
UGAAGAGAGAGAGAGAGAAGAGAGAGAGAGAGAGAGAGAGAGAGAUAUUCCAUUUUCAUCUGGAAUUCGGAAUAAAAUCCCUCAAUGCUGCAAAACCCAUCUCCCCAAUCUACAUUCUCAUGGCCACCCUCUGUAAUUUCCGGAGUUUCCCCUCUCUCUCCUCCAAUAAACUCUCAUUUUCGUCCAAUUUUCCAUCACCACCAAACUCGCGUUUUAUCCACUACCAGAAAUGCCGUUGCACUACAGUUUUCGCUUCUUCAUUCAAGAAAUCCCCCAGAGCUAGUAGGAAGGUGAAGAGCGAUGCGGAUCUUCGAAACGAUAUUUACGAAUUCUUAUCCACUGUUGGACUUCCCCAAACUCAUGUGCCCACAAUGAAAGAGCUUUCAGAUAACGGAAGGCAAGAUCUUGCGAAUAUAGUCAGGCGUAGAGGGUAUAAAUUCAUCGGACAGCUACUUACAACCUCAUCUGCACGAGACAAUAUUGGUUCAGAUAUAGACACAGGUCAGUAUGAGAAAGUGAAAGCGUUGUCUGUUGAUGUAUUAUCAAAUGAUGUUUGCGUAGAAACGGGAGAAGAGCUCGAGCCGAAAGAUCAAAUUUCUGUUUCUGCAGAGUUGAAUACUUUGUCCUUGAAAGAAAAGGCGGCUAAAUUUGUUCAGCAUGGGGAAUUAGAUGCAAUUGACGAUAUUGGAUUUGGAAAUACCGAUGAAUCUGCAUUGAGUACUCAAACGAUCAACGGCAAUGUCUCUUCACCAGUCGAUCCAGGGAACAGUUAUAUCUCGGCUGAAGAUUUAAUUGACGAGAAACAGAGAAUCGAGGAUCAAGCUGAAGUUAAGCGUCUCAAAUUCUUGCUGCAUCAGAAGGAAUCAGAACUAACCCGAUUGAAGCAACAGAUUGAAAGGGAAAAGCUUGCUUUAUCUCUUCUGCAAUCUAAAGCUGAAACGGAGAUAAGCAAAGCACAUAAACUCAUUUCCGAGAAAGAGACCGAGUUAAAUGCUGCCGAAGAAACCCUAUCUGGAUUAAAAGAGAAUCCAAGACGAAAGCAUUUCCUGACUGAAGUGAAGUAG